Messenger RNA from Pleuronectes platessa (European plaice), 1107 nucleotides. RefSeq names its product hepatic lectin. NCBI's taxonomy places the organism in Eukaryota, Metazoa, Chordata, Actinopteri, Pleuronectiformes, Pleuronectidae. The coding region runs from base 151 to 897 and encodes 248 amino acids. The record is from RefSeq and is a predicted model, not a curated record. The transcript has 7 exons.
AUGAUCUGGUCUGGAGGAACUAGACGUCUUCUUAGAACCUUCAGCACAUUUGAGUCUGACAGGAAAGAUUACAACAGUUUUCGAGCUGGUGUCAGACGAAGCUAAAUUUAUUUACAAAUGUAUCCUCACUGAUUGUCCCACAGCAGGAAAAUGCCUGAAGCUGAAGUUCUUUACUCUGAUAUUAAGUUCAAAAGAGCGGAGGGGAAAACAGACGUGGCCACACCCUCUACGGAUGAACCCAAUUAUUGCGAAGUCAAGAUCUCAAAAGCUCAGCGACCUGGCUCCAAACAACCUGCAGCAUCAAACAGGCGAUCGGGGGUCACAUCGGAGCGAGUGGCCCUGCUGGUCCUCAGUGUUCUCCUGGCAGCUGCAGUCACAGCUCUUGGUGUAACCCUUUAUGAAAAUAUUCAAACCAAGAAGCUUCAAGAGGAAUGUGAGGCAAAACAUCUCACAGAUGAAACAUGUCCGAGGUGCGAGGACGGCUGGGAGCCACAUGGAGGAAAGUGCUACUUCUUCUCCUCGGUUAAGUUAAUCUGGAAUGAGAGUAGAACACAAUGCAAAUCAAUGAAAGGAGACCUGGUUGUAAUAAACAGCAGAGAGGAGCAGAGAUUACUGGAGUCUAAAGUGAGGGGAAAAAAGGACAAACCUGAGUUCUGGAUCGGACUGACAGACUCAAAGAGAGAGGGUGAAUGGCUUUGGGUGGACGACACACAACUGGAUCCAAGUUUGACGUUUUGGCGUGAGGGCGAGCCAGACAACUGGAAUGGGGAUAAUCCUGAUGGAGAGAACUGUGUGACGAUGUGGGAGAAAGACGGAUUCAUGGAACUGAAGACCUGGUUCGAUCAAUCCUGCAAAUCCUCUCAUGAAUAUAUUUGUGAGAAAUCAGAAAAAGCAUGAGCCUGAAUCCAGUUGGAUCAGAUUGAGCUCGAGUCCUCAGCCACUUUCACAAUCUGAGGCAUGAAGCUUUAUUAAUGAAGAUCCUCUACAGACAUAAACAACUUUGAAUAAUAUCUAGAGUCUCAUAUGUUCUUCAGUUUCCUUCUUAUUUUAAAGUGACGUCUACUCCUCCCUCAUAUAAAAUCUAUGAAUAUUAAAUAUUAUAUAUAA